AUGGAUUUCAGUGUUAAUGAAGAAAUCAAUGGGGUCCGGUUUUCCUGGAAUGUGUUCCCACCUACUAAGGCUGAUGCCAGUAUGAAUGUUGUCCCAGUUGGUUGUCUAUAUACACCAUUGGCUGAGUACGAAAAUUUACCCAUUGCUGAAUAUAACCCAACAGCUUGCGCUGGUAAGAACUGUAAAAGUAUUUUGAACCCUUAUUGUCAAAUUGACACGGCUAAUAAGGCGUGGGUUUGUAACAUUUGUUACUCUAGAAAUGGCCUUCCAAUGAACUACAUUAAUGUGACCCCAGAAAACAAACCACUGGAGUUACAAUACACUACCAUGGAAUAUAUCACUAAUAAGGCAGUUUUAGUACCACCAAUCUUUUUCUUCGUUAUUGAUAUCACUUCCGAACAAGAGAAUCUAGAUGCCCUAAAGCAAUCUAUUAUUACUUCUUUGACUUUGUUACCACCAAAUGCGUUGAUUGGGUUAAUCACUUACGGUAACGUUGUGCAGUUACAUGAUUUAUCAAGUGAAACAAUCGAUAGAUGUAAUGUCUUUAGAGGUGACAGAGAAUACCAAUUUGAACAGUUAGUUGAGAUGUUAACUGGUCAAAAGGCCGGGAAUGCUAAUUUACAAGGUAAUAACAUGAAAAUCACUCCUACUUCUCUUAAUAGAUUCUUUUUACCUUUAGAAAAUAUUGAAUUCAAAUUAAAUCAAUUGUUAGAGAAUUUGACUCCAGACCAAUGGUCCAUCCCAGCUGGCCAUAGACCAGCUAGAGCAACAGGUUCUGCUAUGAAUAUUGCUACCUUAUUGUUACAAGGUUGUUACAAACACACUGCUGCUAGAAUCAUUCUUUUUGCCUCUGGACCAGGUACUAUUGCACCAGGUAUGAUCGUGACUACUGAAUUGAAGGAUCCAUUAAGAUCUCAUAAUGACAUAGAUUCUGAUCGUGCAGUACAUUACAAAAAGGCUUCAAAAUUCUAUAACCAAAUUGCGAAUAGGGUUUCGGACAAUGGCCACACUGUCGAUAUCUUUGCCGGUUGUUAUGAUCAAGUUGGUAUGUCUGAAAUGCAACAAUUGACAGAUUCUACUGGUGGUGUUCUGUUAUUAACAGAUGCCUUCUCCACAGCCAUUUUCAAACAAUCUUACAUUAGAUUGUUCUCCACUGACGAAGAUGGUUUCUUAAGAAUGGCUUUCAAUGGUGUUAUGUCUGUUAAGACUAGUAAAAAUGUGAAAAUCCAAGGCCUAAUUGGUCAUGCAACAGCCAUGGAAAAAUCUGAUACUUCUAACGUCAGCGAAACUGAAAUUGGUAUUGGUGGUGUUUCUACUUGGAAAAUGUCAGCCUUAUCUCCAAACCAUACAUAUGCUAUUUAUUAUGAUUUCCCAACUACGGCAGCUAACUCUCCUCAAGGUGUUCCAGGUCAACCUGCUACUGCCUAUACUCAAUUCAUUACAGCUUAUCAACACUCUUCCGGUACUAAUCGUAUCAGAGUCACCACUGUCGGUAAUGUUGUUAUGGGUAAUGGUAAUCAAGAUUAUGCCAACUCUUUUGAUCAAGAGGCAGCAGCUGUGUUAAUGGCCAGAAUUGCUGUUUCAAAAGCUGAAGCUGACGAUGGUGCAGAUGUCAUCAGGUGGAUUGAUAGAACAUUGAUUAAGUUAUGCCAAAGAUACGCCAAUUAUGACAAGGAUUUACCAGAAACUUUCACCCUAGUCGAUAGUUUCAGACUAUAUCCUCAAUUUACAUAUUAUCUGAGAAGAUCUCAAUUCCUAAGUGUGUUCAAUAAUUCUCCUGAUGAGACUGCCUUUUAUAGACACAUUUUUACCAGAGAAGAUACUACAAAUUCUUUGAUUAUGAUUCAACCAACUUUGACAUCAUUCUCUAUGGAAGAAGAUCCACAUGCAGUACUAUUGGAUUCCAUCUCAGUUAAGCCAAAUACCAUUUUGUUAUUAGACACUUUCUUCUUCAUUUUGAUUUAUCACGGUGAACAAAUUGCUCAAUGGAGAAAGGCCGGUUACCAAGAUAAUCCAGAUUAUGCUGCUUUCAAGAGUCUUUUGGAAGAACCAAAGGUCGAAGCAGCAGAAUUGUUGGUCGAUAGAUUCCCAUUACCAAGAUUCAUUGAUACCGAACAUGGUGGUUCCCAAGCUAGAUUUUUGCUAUCUAAGUUAAACCCAUCUGAUAGUUAUCAAGAUAGGAAUGCUGCCGCCGGUACACUUGGUACUAUUGUUCUAACUGAUGAUAUAUCUCUACAAAGCUUUAUGCAACAUCUAAAACAAGUUACUGUAGGUAUUCAAAACUAG
Messenger RNA from Maudiozyma barnettii, 2286 nucleotides. It is a transcript of the gene SEC23, whose product is annotated as GTPase-activating protein SEC23. The record is from RefSeq and is a predicted model, not a curated record. The transcript has a single exon. Gene Ontology annotation, molecular function: GTPase activator activity; zinc ion binding. Bases 1 to 2286 code for a protein of 761 amino acids. Gene Ontology annotation, biological process: COPII-coated vesicle budding; COPII-coated vesicle cargo loading; endoplasmic reticulum to Golgi vesicle-mediated transport. NCBI's taxonomy places the organism in Eukaryota, Fungi, Ascomycota, Saccharomycetes, Saccharomycetales, Saccharomycetaceae. Gene Ontology annotation, cellular component: endoplasmic reticulum exit site; COPII vesicle coat.